AUGGUACAUCUACGAACAGAUAUUGGUGCAACCAACCCUAACGCACCAAUGCAUCCCGAGGAGAACAGCACAUAUUCCAAGGACCUUACCUGCGAUGUCCUCAUUGUCGGUGCCGGUUUCGGUGGUGUCUACCUCCUACACAAGCUCCGUGAUGAGGUCGGUCUCAACGUCAAGAUCUUCGAAGCCGCAAACGAGCUUGGUGGUGUCUGGCGAUGGAACUGCUACCCAGGAGCCCGCGUCGACACACAAGUCCCCAUCUAUGAAUACUCGAUCGAGAAAGUCUGGAAGGACUGGACAUGGACUCAGAAGUACCCUGACUUCAAUGAGCUCCGUGAUUACUUCAUUCACGUUGAGGAGACUCUUGAUAUCAAGAAGGACGUCAGCUUCAACACCCGUGUCAUUGGCUCUCAAUUCGAUGCCGAGUCAAACACUUGGGAAGUCAAGACUGAGGACGGCCGCACUGCAAAGUGCAAGUACCUGAUCAACGCCAUCGGCUUUGCAGCCAAGCGUCACUUCCCUGACUGGAAGGGUCUUACUGACUUCAAGGGCGAGCUUCACCACAGUUCUUUCUGGCCCGACGAGGGCGUCAAUGUCAAGGGCAAGCGUGUUGCCGUCAUUGGCACAGGCAGUACCGGUAUCCAGAUCGCCCAGGAGACAGCAAAAGAUGCUGCUAGCGUCACCGUAUUCCAGCGCACUCCCAACCUUUGCCUGCCCAUGCGUCAACGCGACCUUACCAAGGAGGAGCAGCAAAACGCCAAAGCAGAGUACCCCGAGAUCUACCGCAACCGUCUCACCACCUUUGCCGGAUUCUCAUACGACUUUGUCGAGAAGAACACAUUCGACGACAAUGAGGAAGAGCGUGAGAAGUUCUACGAGGAGCUGUGGUCAGAGGGUGGCUUCAAGUUCUGGCUGGCAAACUACAAGGAUCUCUUGUUCGACAGCAAGGCCAAUGACCAAGCUUACAACUUCUGGGUGAAGAAGACAAGAGCCCGUAUUGCUGAUCCUCGCAAGCGUGACAUCCUCGCUCCUCUCAAGGCUCCUCACGCAUGGGGAACCAAGCGUCCUUCUCUGGAGCAAAACUUCUACGAGUUGAUGGACCGAGCUGAGAACGAUGUUGUCAACGUCAGGGAGACACCCAUCACAGAGUUCACAGAGACCGGUAUUGUUACCAGCGACGGUAAGCUCAGAGAGUUCGACAUUAUCGCUCUCGCUACUGGCUUCGACUCCGUUACUGGCGGCAUGAAGAACAUGGGCCUAAAAGAUACCGAAGGCAAGGACUUGGCCGAGAGAUGGAAGAACGGUACUUGGACGUACCUUGGUAUGACCUGCAACGGUUUCCCUGUAAGCAUACUCUCAUUUUCGUCCAACCAUACAGCAUUACUGACCAACGUUAUANNGAACAUGUUCUUCCUGUACGGCGCCCAAGGUCCCACCGCCUUCAGCAACGGACCCACCUGUGUCGAAGUCCAAGGCGACUGGAUCGUCGACGCCAUUGCCACAAUGCAAAAGACUGGCAAGAAGACCAUCGAAGCCACAAAGGAUGCAGAGACCAGCUGGCACACACUCGUUACCGAGCUCUCAGACAAGACACUGUUCCCUGGCACUGAGUCGUGGUACAUGGGCGCCAACAUCCCUGGCAAGCCGAGAGAACAGCUCAACUUNCCUGGGGGUUUCCCCAUGUACGAGAAGGAAUGUAGAAACGCACUUGAUGGCUGGAAGGGCUUUGUUGUUGCUUGA
This is a messenger RNA of Aureobasidium vineae, 1737 nucleotides long. Lineage: Eukaryota; Fungi; Ascomycota; Dothideomycetes; Dothideales; Saccotheciaceae. The record is from the annotation of a GenBank genome assembly.